UAGGAGCCCGUCGUGUAUCAUUGGUACUGUUAGCAGGUGUGUGUUAGUGGCGUUGGUGGAACAUUGUCAGAGUGCUCCUGUUUGUGUCUAUAUCAUUAUUUCAGAAAGGAUUAGAAAGUGACUGCAGUACAUUAAAAUUAUGACGAGUCAGCAUCUGGACUGCGAUGACAUGGAAUUAACUUGUCUUCUGGCUCCUGUCGACUCUUUGCCCAAAAAGGCGGAAGCACCAGCUGGAGCAGACCCGCAGACUAUGAAAGUUUACCUAAGAGUUCGACCUUUCUCAAAAGAAGAACUUUCUGACAAUGAAGAUCAGCAUUGUGUAGUUAUUGAAAACGACCAGAUGGUGACACUGCAGGCACCAAGAGGUUCUGCCAGCAUGAAGAACAGUGAGAAAGGAGUUGGAAUGUCCAUCCACAAGUUCUCCUUCUCAAAGAUUUUGGGCCCAGCAACAUCGCAGUCAGAGCUGUAUGAUGAUGUCAUCAGUGGUCACAUGACUUCUUUCCUGCAUGGCGACAACUCUCUGAUCUUCAGCUAUGGAGUCACUAACGCUGGCAAGACUUUCACCAUCCAAGGAAGUGCAAAGCAGCCAGGAAUACUACCUCGAGUACUGCAUACUACAUUUAAGUACAUAUCAGGACAUCAGUAUGACAACAUGGACUUUAAACCUCACUUCAGAAACGACGUGCAGCAUCUCAGCGCUGAUCAAGUCAAGCAGGAGAGAAACAUCAAAGCUGCCAUCUUGGCUUCUUUUAAGGAGGAAUUUGAUCCCCAAAGAAAUAUUAAUGCAUCAGACUCCUCUUGUGUGACUCAACUCUCUCUGGCUAACAAUGACACAGAGUUUUCCGGCACGCUGACAGAAAGCACCGUUGACUUUGCCCUUUGGGUCUCAUUCUUUGAGAUCUACAAUGAAAGCGUCUAUGAUCUCCUUCAGCCAUCUUUUUGCUCAAAGUCUAAAAAACGUGCUGCCCUGCGCGUAUGCGACGACGGUGCCGGCAACGCUUACGUCAAAGAUUUGCGGUGGAUUAACAUUCAGGCUUUGGAUGAAGCCUGCAAACUUCUACACUUGGGGAACAAGAACAGAAGUGCUACUGCCACCAAGAUGAACCAAUUAUCCAGCAGAAGCCACAGCAUAUUCAGCUUGAAGCUGCUGAGGAUUGAGCGCAACAUGGUUACAAGAAUGUCAGAGUUUUCUCUGUGUGACUUGGCUGGUUCUGAGAGAUGCAACAAAACCAAAACGUUUGGAGAGAGGCUGAAGGAGGCAGGAAAUAUAAACAAUUCUCUGCAUAUUUUAGGAAAGUGCAUCAUGGCGCUGCGCAACAACCAGAUUGAAAGCAGAAUGAGGAGCAGCUACAUUCCUUUUCGGGAGAGCAAACUCACCAAACUGUUUCAGGCUGUCUUCUGUGGCAAAGGAAGAGCUUCCAUGAUCGUCAACAUCAACCAGUGUGCCUCCACUUAUGAUGAGACGCUACAUGUCAUGAAGUUCUCUGCUGUAGCCAAACAGGUGGUGCAGGUGAUCCCAGACAAGCCUGUGGGGUGUCUGUCUCCAUCCCUUGUGGGUCCUGAUUUCAAAGCUCUGGUAAAGAAUGUUGACAAGAAGUUGGAAAGAGGUCCUUCUGAAGAUGAACUAUUGAACGAUGGAGAUGAAGCAGACAUGUCCUUACUGCCCCAAAAUGAACUGCUGAAUGCGAUUGAAAGCCUCAAAACAAAACUGCAUUCUGAGCGUAGAAGGAACCUGCAGCAGGAGAUGGAGAUCCGUCAAGAAAUGGGUGAUGCAAUGUUGCAGCAGCUCAUGGAGAGUGAGGAACUCCGCAGCCAACAGAUUGAGGAGCUGAAGGAGAGCUACCAAGAAAAACUAGAGAGCACGUUUGAGAUGUACAAGGACGCUAUUAAAGAGCACGCUUACAAAAGUGCAAUGAAUAACCUGGAAGACAACUACGUGCCUCUUGAGGACUUCAUUGCAGAGCAGGACAAAGUUGAGGCCCUCAAACGACAGCUGGCACUGUUGCCGUCGGUUACCAGCCAGCCAGCGGUUACAAGUGUGCACGCUUCAACUCAAACUCUACAAUCCAAAGACUUUGAAGCAACUGAUGAUCGUUUGAGACGUCUUCACAAAGAGAAAACUGCAAUAGAAAUAAUGUGUGAAGACAAACAACAGUUAAUCUUAUCGUUGGAAAGGAGGCUGAUGGAGCUGAGUGAAACACUUCAGAAGGUUAGAGACAAUUUCUUGGAAAAAUCAGCUGAGCUUGAAGACCUGCAGGUGAAAACUCGUCAGCAGACAACAGCAAUGGAGGAAGUGUUGUGUCAGUGUGUGGAACAGGACAAAGAAAUCAAUUCCCUGAAGGCAGAAAUCUCCACGUUUGCUAACUUGCCUGUGCAGGUGAAGAGCAAGAAAGGUCUUCUAGCGAACAUCAGAGAAGUCGUCACUUCUCCUCGAAACACUUCAAGUGUUCGCCUGCUAAGAAGUGUGAGGACUCAACACCGCUGAUCUUUCUAACAAGUUAGAUGCCAGCAUUAUUUUAAUAACAAAUGUGUGUGCAUUUUGUACGACGGCCUUUUAUUAAAAUUUGAGAAUUAUUUUAAGAUACAA
This is a messenger RNA of Nerophis ophidion (straightnose pipefish), 2587 nucleotides long. RefSeq lists its product as uncharacterized. The record is from RefSeq and is a predicted model, not a curated record. Gene Ontology annotation, biological process: microtubule-based movement. NCBI's taxonomy places the organism in Eukaryota, Metazoa, Chordata, Actinopteri, Syngnathiformes, Syngnathidae. Gene Ontology annotation, cellular component: microtubule; nucleus; kinesin complex. The transcript is spliced from 18 exons. Gene Ontology annotation, molecular function: microtubule binding; microtubule motor activity; ATP hydrolysis activity. The coding region runs from base 140 to 2485 and encodes 781 amino acids.